Messenger RNA from Carya illinoinensis, 2411 nucleotides. Its product is annotated as dynamin-related protein 5A. Lineage: Eukaryota; Viridiplantae; Streptophyta; Magnoliopsida; Fagales; Juglandaceae. Gene Ontology annotation, cellular component: cytoplasm; microtubule; membrane. The transcript is spliced from 17 exons. Bases 129 to 1958 code for a protein of 609 amino acids. Gene Ontology annotation, molecular function: GTP binding; microtubule binding; GTPase activity. The record is from RefSeq and is a predicted model, not a curated record.
CACCGCCUUAUGCCUACUCUCCCGUUUCUUUCGCCAACCCUCGCGCUUUCUUUUCUUCGCACUCUCUAACGCCUUUUUACUCUCUCUCUUUGAAUUCGUUCCGGCCAAACUCUGUUCUCGGUCCACGCAUGGAGAACCUUAUCACAUUGGUGAAUAAACUACAGAGGGCAUGUACAGCACUAGGCGAUCACGGCGAAGAGAGCUCCUUGCCCACUCUCUGGGAUGCAUUGCCCGCCAUUGCCGUCGUCGGUGGCCAGAGCUCUGGGAAGUCUUCUGUGCUAGAGAGUAUUGUCGGCAAAGACUUUUUACCCCGUGGAGCUGGGAUUGUUACUAGGCGUCCUCUUGUCUUGCAACUCCAUAGAAUUGAUGAAGGAAGAGAAUAUGCAGAGUUUAUGCAUCAACCUAGAAAGAGAUUCACUGAUUUUGCUGCCGUGCGGAAGGAGAUUUCUGAUGAGACUGAUCGAGAGACAGGUCGGACAAAACAAAUUUCUACUGUUCCAAUCCAUCUCAGUAUCUUUUCCCCUAAUGUUGUGAACUUGACGUUGGUUGAUCUUCCUGGACUUACCAAAGUAGCUGUUGAUGGUCAGCCAGAGAGCAUUGUGCAAGACAUUGAGAACAUGGUUCGGUCCUACAUUGAGAAGCCCAACUGUAUUAUUCUUGCAAUUUCUCCAGCCAACCAAGAUCUUGCUACAUCUGAUGCAAUUAAAAUUUCCCGUGAGGUAGACCCUAAAGGGGAGAGGACAUUUGGAGUUUUGACCAAGAUUGAUCUUAUGGAUAAGGGUACUGAUGCAGUUGAUAUCCUAGAAGGAAGAUCAUAUAAACUACGAUUUCCUUGGAUUGGUGUUGUUAAUCGGUCUCAAGCCGAUAUAAAUAAAAGUGUUGAUAUGAUUGCUGCCAGGCGCAGAGAACGUGAAUACUUUGCUACUAGCCCAGAGUAUAGGCAUCUGACUGACAGAAUGGGUUCUGAGCAUCUAGGAAAGAUGCUUUCUAAGCACUUGGAAACUGUUAUCAAGUCUCGAAUCCCAGGCCUUCAAUCCCUUAUCAAUAAAACCAUAACUGAGCUGGAAGCAGAACUGAACCGUCUUGGGAAGCCCAUUGCUUCGGAUGCUGGAGGAAAAUUGUAUGCCAUAAUGGAAAUUUGUCGAACAUUUGAUCAAAUAUUUAAAGAACAUCUAGAUGGCGUGCGCCCAGGUGGUGAUAAGAUCUAUAGUGUGUUUGACAUUCAGCUUCCAGCUGCUCUGAAGAGGUUGCAAUUUGACAAACAUCUUUCAAUGGACAAUGUGCGAAAGCUAAUCACUGAGGCAGAUGGAUAUCAACCUCACCUAAUUGCUCCUGAACAAGGAUAUCGUCGUCUGAUUGAGUUUUCCUUGGUAACAAUUAGAGGUCCUGCCGAGGCAGCUGUAGAUGCGGUUCAUGCCAUAUUGAAGGAUCUUACUCACAAGGCUAUUGGUGCAACUAUGGAGCUAAAGCAGUAUCCCACUCUGAGAUCGGAAGUCGCAAAUGCAGCGGUUGAAUCAUUGGACAGGAUGAGGGAAGAAAGCAAGAAAGCAACCUUGCAGUUGGUUGAUAUGGAAAUUGGUUAUCUAACUGUUGAAUAUUUUCGCAAACUUCCCCAAGAUAUUGAGAAGGGUGGAAAUCCAACACACUCGGUUUUUGACAGAUACAAUGAUUCAUAUCUUAGGCGAGUUGGAACCAAUGUCUUGUCCUAUGUCAAUAUGGUUUGUGCAAGUUUGAGGAACUCUAUUCCGAAGUCUGUUGUCUAUUGUCAAGUGCGUGAGGCCAAACGAGGCUUACUCGAUCAUUUCUUCACAGAGUUGGGUAAAAAAGAGUCAAAGCAGUUGGGUAAAUUGUUGGAUGAGGAUCCAGCAAUCAUGCAGCGUCGUUCAAACCUUGCAAAAAGGUUGGAGUUAUAUAGAAGUGCUCAAGAGGAAAUUGAUGCAGUUGCUUGGUCCAAGUAGAGGUUGUCAGGCUGACAGAUUUUCGCGUACCAGGAGCUGAUGCCAAAAAUAUCUUCUACUUGAGAGAAAUUGAUGAUGCCGAUAAGCUUGUAGAAGUUAUUAAAGCAAAGAAGAAUGCAAAGGUCGUGGUUGUUGGAGGAGGGUACAUUGGCAUUGAGUUUAGUGCAGCUUUGAGAAUCAACAAUUUUGAUGUCAGCAUGCUUGUUCCUGAAAGUUGGUGCAGUAUGUAGUGUUUAAAGCACUAUUGUGUAUAAUUAAUUGGACAAUUCAAUUGAUUCAUUGUUGGAAUUCUUUUGCAGAGCAUGUUUUCCUAAUUCAAGCUGUGUUUUUUGGAGUGUUUCGACUUUUCACUUCUGACAUAGCUGGUUUCUAGGAGAGUUAUUAUGAAAAGAAAGGAGUCAAAAUUAUUAUACACAUUUCUGACAUUUUGUGAUUGGAAUUUACCCUUGAUCA